AUGCCAUGUUGGCUUGCAUUUCCAAGCGUGCACUGCUAUACGCUACACUACUCCGCAUGGCAAAGGCCAGCGAAUGCUCGCCCCGUCUGCAAGCAAAGAGCCGUUGUGCAUGCAUACCAUGCAGUCGACUAUUUCGCCCUUCGUACGGGCUGGAUGAAACCUGACCUGGCCAUCGCAACACAACUCAAAUUCAUGGGGCUGAUGGUGCCCUUUGUUCGAUUUUUCAACGUCGUGACAGCUGUGGAGUGUAGCAUUAUGGCCAACUUUAUCAUGGGCGGGCACGCCGCGGCAGUCGCGCGGCGCGUUGAUGGCCUGCUUUCGUAG
Molecule: messenger RNA, 324 nt
Organism: Purpureocillium takamizusanense
Lineage: Eukaryota; Fungi; Ascomycota; Sordariomycetes; Hypocreales; Ophiocordycipitaceae
Exons: 1
Coding region: 1-324 (107 amino acids)
Source: RefSeq, a predicted model, not a curated record